This is a messenger RNA of Haliotis rubra (blacklip abalone), 2098 nucleotides long. Its product is annotated as 2-aminoethanethiol dioxygenase-like. Gene Ontology annotation, cellular component: mitochondrion. Gene Ontology annotation, molecular function: oxidoreductase activity, acting on single donors with incorporation of molecular oxygen, incorporation of two atoms of oxygen. The record is from RefSeq and is a predicted model, not a curated record. The transcript has a single exon. Bases 176 to 871 code for a protein of 231 amino acids. Lineage: Eukaryota; Metazoa; Mollusca; Gastropoda; Lepetellida; Haliotidae.
ACUAUAUUAUCAGGGAAGGAGAUCCAGAACUGACUCAUAAUGUAAUGCAAGUAUACCUGUAAUGAGGGAUUAUACAGGAUUCAUUCUUGUGACCACUGCUCUUGAUCAUCCCAAAUGGCAUCAAACUGAUAGGUGAUUUAAAAUUUGACCUGUUUUGUUUCCUAGCAAAGAAAAAAUGGCAGCACCAAUACAGCAACUGGCAAGUCUAGCUAAAAAAUGCUUUGAUAAAACACAAGGAACUGUUUCUGAAGAACAGUUAAAAGAUGUUGUAUCAGCAAUGAACAAAAUCCAAGCAAAAGACCUAAAAUUUGAUUCAAGUGCUGUGAAGAUAAAUGACAGCACUGGAGGAGCCCCAGUAACGUUCAUCCAUGUGUAUAAAAAUGACAUCUUUUCCGUGAGAAUAUUUGUGAUUAAACCAUCAGGUACAAUCCCCCUGCAUGAUCACCCGGGGAUGUACGGCCUGUGCAAAGUCCUUCACGGCUCAGUUCAUUUGAGGAGUUUCACUGAAACUGAGGAUCAAGACAUUCGAGGCCCACAUUUCCAACAUUUGGGGGAAAAUCCUAGGGUGGUGAAAUCUGUCCGUCUGCAUCAGGACUUGAUUGUGACCGGCAACGAUGACUGUUGCUUCCUGACUCCUAGAGAAGGGAACUACCAUGAGAUUCUGCCAGUAGAUGGGAUGGCGGCAUUUCUGGAUGUCCUGGCUCCCCCAUACAGCCAUGGUCGGGAGUGUCAUUACUUUGAAGAGCUAGGUAGUAAUGUACUGACUUCAGGUGUUACUGAUGUCGGUGUUCGAUUGCUCAAACAGAUACCAGCACCAUCAAGUUACUGGUGUGACAGACUGGUUUACAAGGGGCCCUCUAUUGAAAGUUGAUCAGACUUCAUCUAUUCUUCAACCUAUUCUCCAGAAAAAAGGGGUAAUUAAGUGUUUUCAAAAAGUAUCGACAGCAUCAGAUUACCAUUGCAACAGACUUCUUUGUGGAAUAAUUCAUCAUGAGACUGCAUACUUGGGUAUGUUCAAUGUGCAUACCAUUUUAACAGUGGACCAAUAUGCUUUUGAGUUAUCUCCCCUGGAAAGUAUACAACCCUAGCUGCCAGUGAGGCACGAGAAGUCACACUUCCAUCUUAUCCUUCAGAGUACCCAUUUACUGCUAGACAUAUUGCCUACAUAUUCAACUAUGACACUUUACAGGGGUGGAAAUAACUUUAAAAUUGCUAGUGUACUCCGGUACAGUGGCACAUGUAAAAUCACUUGCCCUGAUAUUUUUUCCACUAUAAAGGCCGAUUUUCUUCUUGAGUUUUUAAAUAAACAACAUAAUUAACAUUGGAAAGUCAACUGGACACCGGUACAGCAUGAUAUGCAAAUUUGCCUGCCCAACAGAAAAGAAACACUGGACUGGGACGACGGGCAAUGGGUUAUUUCCACCCCUGCUUUAAACAGUGACUUGCCUAGGAAACACUACAAGUGCUACAGACUAUAGGUUACAAUUAAAUAUCAAUUAUCAACAUUAUUGGCAUUUAAGUGCCAGAUCCUCCUGUUACCAAGUUGUGAAUAGGUUUUAUAGAAUGUUUUACCCAUCAUCCUAUUCCUGAAAAUAUGUCAGUUUCUUGACAUUGCUUGGAAACAUCUCCAGUCUCACUAAGAUCCAAUCGUGUACUCUCUAUAACACUAGCUUUAUAUGAUAAAUGAAUUAUACCACUACUUGCCCAGUCCAGUCAGGUCAUAUCACAGGAAUAGCAUGCCAGCUGUGAUGUAACACACUCAGUUACUGUAUGAGUAUGUGGUGCCAUGUGCUCCAAUGAACAAGGCACAGGUCACAAAUCAAGAGAAGUUAAGUUACUUUGUCACAGAUAGUGGUUGGAUGGAAGACCGCAUUCAACAAUUCAGUUCUGGUCCUGCCCCACACGUGUAGUGCCUCCUAAGACAAGUGUUUUUGUGUUCAAAAUAAGCCACUGUUCACAGUGACAAUCUCAUGGGUUUUUUUCUAGUUGUUUCAGGCGCCACUGACUAUGCCACCCAGUAUAGAAAAAUAACGGCCCACCACUGUACAAUAAUUACAUGCAUAACAAUUUUUUGUAAAUAAAUUCCAAUUUCAUCUGA